Molecule: messenger RNA, 199 nt
Organism: Perkinsus marinus ATCC 50983
Lineage: Eukaryota; Perkinsozoa; Perkinsida; Perkinsidae
Exons: 1
Source: RefSeq, a predicted model, not a curated record
CGACAGCGUUGAGGUAGAGCAAAGCACCGAUAGUUCCGGCCGUACAGGCUUCGACCAGAGUCGGCUCGACUACUUCCAAUGGAAGUCGUUGCACAAGGGCGGCAGCAAGAGGAGUGUAGUAGUCGUGGAGCUCAUCGAACAACAACAGAGCAUCAUCUUUGGUGAGGAAGCAGUUGCUGGUGUCUCGUGUGGCGACUAA